Hemicordylus capensis (graceful crag lizard) is the source of this 5386-nucleotide messenger RNA. RefSeq names its product mex-3 RNA binding family member A (gene MEX3A). The record is from RefSeq and is a predicted model, not a curated record. Bases 1 to 1749 code for a protein of 582 amino acids. Gene Ontology annotation, molecular function: RNA binding. Lineage: Eukaryota; Metazoa; Chordata; Lepidosauria; Squamata; Cordylidae. The transcript has 2 exons.
AUGCCGAGCCUGGUCGUGUCGGGGAUAAUGGAAAGGAACGGGGGCUUCGGCGAUCUGGGCUGCUUCCCGGGGAGCAGCAAGGAGCGGGCGCUGCUGGAGGACGACCGGGCGCUUCAGCUGGCCCUCGACCAGCUCUGCCUGCUGGGCUUGGGCGAGCCUGCCUCGGCCGCCGCCGCCGCCGCUUCCUCCGCCGCCGCCUCCUCGGCCUUGGGGGGCGCGGCGGCGGGGGACGACCCCAGCAGCACCCCGGGCGGAGGGAGCCACCCGCCGCCGGCUCCGCAGCAGCAGCAGCAAGCGCCCCUGCCCCUGCCGCCCCCGCCGCCGCCGCCCCCGCCGCCCCUGCCGCCCGCCCCCGUCCAGCAGCAGCAGCAGCAGCCCCCCCCUCCGGCGGCGCAGCAGCAGCAGCAGCAAGCGGCGGCCCCCAAAGGCGGCUCGGCAGCAGCGGUGGCCGGGGCCAUCCCUCCUCCGCCGCCGCCGCCGCCCCCGCCGCCCCUGCCGCCUCCGCCCGCGCCCCCCAGCGAGGCCGGCAAGCUCUGCGUCCUCUACAAAGAAGCCGAGCUGCGCCUCAAGAGCAGCUCCAACACCACCGAGUGCGUCCCGGUGCCCAGCUCCGAGCACGUGGCCGAGAUCGUCGGCAGGCAAGGUUGCAAAAUCAAAGCGCUGAGGGCCAAAACAAACACCUACAUCAAGACUCCAGUCCGUGGUGAAGAGCCCGUCUUCAUGGUGACUGGACGGCGGGAAGACGUCGCCAUGGCAAGGAGGGAGAUCAUUUCCGCAGCGGAGCAUUUCUCUAUGAUCCGGGCCUCCCGCAACAAGGCAGGCACCACCUUUGGCAGCGCCCCUACCUUGCCAGGACAGGUCACAAUCAGGGUCAGGGUCCCAUACCGCGUCGUCGGCUUGGUGGUGGGCCCCAAAGGAGCCACCAUUAAACGGAUCCAGCAGCAGACCAACACGUACAUCAUCACACCCAGCCGGGACCGGGACCCCGUCUUUGAGAUCACGGGGGCCCCGGGAAACGUUGAACGGGCUCGCGAGGAAAUUGAAACCCACAUAGCCGUCCGGACAGGCAAGAUCCUAGAGUACAACAACGAGAAUGAUUUCCUGUCCAGCAGUCCUGACUCGGGCAUGGAGAACCGUUACUCAGAUGCCUGGCGGGUCCACACCCCAGCCCCCAGCUGCAAGCCUCUCUCCACCUUCCGUCAGAACAGCCUCGGGUGCAUCGGUGACUGCUCCGUGGACCCAGCCUACGAGACCCCCCGCCUGAAUGACCAAAACGACUUCAAUUACAGUUACCUCUUUCCCAACUACAGUGUCAACAAACAAGAUCUGUAUUAUGGGGCACCGGAAUCUGGCACCCCUCUGUGGGCCGGCCAGGAAAACACCAACCCCGUUUCGGUCCUCUUCUCCAAGCAGCAACGGUCCGGCAGUAGCGGCAGCAUCCACCCCAACGCGCACCGUUCCCCGUCCUCUUCUGUCCCAGAGCCGACCCUCUCCGGGCUCCCUCGCCGGUCUCAGGGGGAGCCCCUGCAAGGCUUCUCCAAACUGGGCGCUUCCUCCACCACCCGGACAUCCAUCUCAAGCGGCCGAGAAUGUAUGGUGUGCUUCGAGAGCGAGGUCACGGCAGCCCUCGUCCCCUGCGGCCACAAUCUCUUCUGCAUGGAGUGUGCGGUGCGGAUCUGCGAGCGGACCGACCCCGAGUGCCCGGUGUGCCAUGCGGCAGCCACUCAGGCCAUUAGAAUAUUUUCUUAAAAAGAGACCAGAUUUUGGGCGGAUUGGAAUGGUAGUCAAGGGACGGGUGGGAGGUGAUAGCAGCGGAAAAGAGAGGGAGAAGCAAAACACACAGAGUGGAGUACAUCUGAAGAACAAGCAAAUGAAUUAGAGAAAAAGGAAAAUAAUUUAAAGAAGAAGAAGAAGAAGAAAUUAUUUUAGGAGCAAUGUAUGUUAUUUUUUAAGGAAAUAAUAAUAAUAAUAAUAAUAAUAAUUAAUAAUAAUUAUGGUGGUGAUUAUGGUGGUGAUGAUAAGAUUAAAAUGGAGAAGCCAGAAAUAUUUGGGAAGGCAAUUGCUAUUCAGCAGCCCGCGGUGUCGCUCUUAAAACGGAGAACUCUUAACGCGCCUGGGAGCAAUGCUCGAGCAACACAGGAAGUGAUGCGGCCGAAGGGGGCGGGGCCAGCGGCUUCUGCUGGCGGCAAAGAGAAGACGUCACUGUUGGAGGGGUGAGGUGGGGGCGUCUCCUCAUCGCCCCGCCCCAGCGUUGAUCUUGGUCUGUUGUGGCUUCAUAAAGCUCAGAAAGAAACUACAAUCGGAUAGGAAAGGAAACAGGAAGGAAAAGGAGAGAAACCAUCAGCCUCUGGGAACCUGAUCAAACGAGGGCACAACUGUAUUACCUCAAACACUUUAAAAGAAAAAAAAAGCAGCUAAAGACCUUUAUAUUCUUUUUCCUCUAUUUUUUUCCUAAAAAAAAGAAAGAAAGAAAAGAAGUUAAAUUUAAAUAAAUAACAUUAGAGCCAGUGAAAGUUGGGGGACAGUGGGUUAGAUGGAACCCUUGGGGAGAUCCCCUGGCCGCUUUUACAUUUUCGUUUUGAGAUUUCUGAGCCACCAGAAAGGGUUUUUAAAACUUUGAGUUUUCUUUUCCUAUUUCAGCAGGGAAUUGUUCAUCUCUUAAGAAUCAGGAGUCACUAACAGGGUAUUUUCAAGACACCCACACACCCAGCCCCACAGACCAAUGCUUCUGAAUUCCCGUUCCAGCGGGAUCGCUGAUGGUUGGUCUCCACGUUUCUGCAUCUCACUCCUCACACUUCACAAGUGAUGCAAUUUCAAAACUCGCAGGUGCCGAGACACACACAAGAGGACCAUUUUUUUCCUUCCUCCCUUUCUCUCUUUUGCUUUUAACAAUAACAACCGUUUCGCACCAAACCUAAGAGACACGAUGGCGCAAUACUGGCCCACAGGCCCACUCACAACCAACUCACAUCCCGACGGAAAGCAAAAAAUAUAGAUAUAUGAAUUAACAUGUUUAUAUAAUUUUUUCGUCUUUUUAAACUGGACCAAAACUUUUGUUACUCAAAACCAAGUAAAGAGAAAAAAUAAUAAUAGAGUAUUUCCUUACGGACCAAAACCUCUUUCGCUGUCCUCAUCUGGGAUCUUCCUGAGGUUGCUAAUUUUAUAUAUUCUAUUUUUUUCAGAAUGAAGCAAACAGACACAUGCUCAAAAAAAAGAAAAAGAAAAUAAUAAUUUUGAAUUGCCUUGUUGAACACCCUUAAUCAUUUCAAGACAUUGGACUCCUGCGUUUGUUACAUCAGAUACUUCUUUCAAACUGUUGGGAAUUGGAGAGGCGAGGACCCGAACUCGCCUCCCUGCCAGCAACCUAACGUCGUCAGGUUUGUUCAACUUGCUACCUGAAUGCCAAAUUGCCAAGAUGGCUCUACAUGCAAAGGUGUGGAUUAAAACAACCAAGUACCACUAUAUAUGCAUAUAUAAGAAAGUAAAUAUAUAUAUAUAUAUAUGUAAUGCCCUCCUUUCCUUCCCAUUCCCAAGUCUUUACUUUUGCUUACCAUUCUUGGACCCCUAUUUAGAAAGAAACUUUGGCACCAAGAAACUUUGCCGCUUGUUAGUGAUGCCUCUGCAAGCAAGAGCCCAAGAGCUUCUGGUUUUAUUUUACUUUCCAUUCUUGUAUGCUUUCCACAGAAGACUUUUGUUCCACCAUUUCCCAGGAAUAGUCUCCUCUUUCUCUGGCCCCCUCUGUUGAUGGUCUUAGAGGGUCCUUGUUCAGCUGCCAGCAGGGCUGUGUGUACUUCGCCACCCUAAAGCGCCAUUCUUAAUUCCGUCCCCAGGUCUGCGACCUGACCUGACCGGCAUAGCUACGCCCACUUCUCAGCUGCAGGGAGAAGCAUCAAGCCAUGCACAAGGCCAAAGCGCCAUCCCUUGGCCCCCAGAGGCCCUGCUGCACCCACCUCUGCUCGCAGACAGCUUCUGGGGUUGCAGCCUGUCAGCCCACGCCCUGCGCCCCCAUUUCCCAGCUCUCCAUCUUUGUUGUCCAAUUCCCACAAUGCCAAAUCCCCGAUCCUCAGUGCCCCACUCACAGGGCGUGAUUGCAGGAUCCUGGCGUACACACAGCCCUGACUAGCAGUACCUAUGGUUGUGUAUUUUGGGACCACCCUGGGAGGCCUUCUGUCAAAUGGGACGGCCUGAUCCGUUGCCCAUGUUCCGAGGGAGGGAGCUGGGGAGGCAGGUAUUUUUCUUUUUCUCUUUUAAAAUGAUGAUGAAAUCUGUAUGAUCCAGGAGCUGAAACGACAGCAGGGGCCGAGAGGGAGGAGGACCCGCCUCUUGGGUUCUGCACUAGACCCUUCAAAGCAAGACGCUUCUAAAAGGGGAGACUGUCAGCUUUCCUUGGAGUUUUCCUCCUCACCUCAACACCCCCAAGAAGCUACCGUAGCUUCAUUCUGCAUUGCAGUUCUGUGCCAGCAUUUCCGUGUUCAAAACAUCCCCCAGUCAACCCCCCUCACCCCCACACACACUAAACUUCAAAUGAACUGUGUCUCGCUUCCAAAUGCAACGUGUUGGGCAUUGCCAUGUGGGCACGAGCCAUUUGGCCGAGCUGGCCCGUGCCUUCCCUUCUCCACGCUGUCCAUUUCCAGAGCUGGCCCGGCUACCAGAACUCCUCUGCAGUGGAGCCCUCCAAGCAACUCCACUUCCACACUGCAAGGCAAGGGUGUGGGUGGACCCUUCCCGUUCCGGGCUGGUCCCUCGGCUCGGCAUUCCUUUUACAAACCGGCAAAGACUUUGCAAGCUUGGUAACUGGCCCCCUCCGCUUUUUUGAAAAGCGAGAGCCUCAUGGAUGAAAUUAAUUCUGACAGUCUCCCCUUUUUUGAAACAAAAAGGGGUUCCUCCGAUACUUGUUUUAUUAAAUAGGAUUGUAUUAAUCCCGGUCAGAGGGAAGGGAAGGAGGGUAGAACCGGAGGAGAGAGUUCCGUUUUCUUUUUGGAGAAAGGAAGCAAACGGAAAUGAAGCGGUACACCAAUGAUCCAAUUCCAUUUGCUCCUGGUGGUGGCGGCACUGGGGGGGGUGGAGGUUAUCUUGCCUUCUUCCGCUAAUGUAGAUAAAAGGGGUGGGGAGAUGGUGUCCGAGAGGGCACCCAGACCUUGUUGGAGUCAAGGGAUCGGGACGGGAUGUGAACGGCAGUACUCCGUCCGACGGCGCCCCCUCUGGCAACGUGCUCCGUGUUCGGUGGGGGUGGGGGGGGAGCCAGAUAUAUUCUUUGGAUUUAGUCGUUCUUGGCGGAGUGAAGUCUGUUUCGUAGUUAAUGUGAGAGAGUUUUCGGUCAGUGUUUUCUUAGUUUUAUGCCAGGCGGUGGAAAGAGGAGAAGCCUUCCUUGGGAGGGGGAUGUGUA